GGGGUGAGGACGGACGGACCGGCCACCGGAGGGUCUGGCAGUCUGAGGCGACGCUCGCCAGCCCCGCCACACUCCACCCUUCACACCCACACACUACACCCACAAACUUCACUACACAACAUGUUUCGCAGGAAGUUGACGGCUCUGGAUUACACGAACCCCGAGAACUUCAAUGUUAAUGAUGAUAAGAGUUUUCGUGACCUUAUAGUUUGGCUUGAAGAUCAGAAGAUCAGGCACUACAAGAUUGAGGACCGUGGUGACUUAAAAGCCAUUGAUUCUAAUGACUGGCCUACAGCAUACAAAUGUUACCUUGGAGCCCUCAACUGUCCAACCAACCCCAAUGAUCGACCAGCUGUGGUAGAUUGGUUACUGGGACUUUCUGUGCGUUUUGAGUAUGGUGAUAAUGCUGAUAAAUAUAAAAGUGAGACAGCCGAGAAUGUACGCAACAGGCAACAGAGUGCGCCGAAGGUUGUGAACGUCAACCCUCUAGAUAUAUUAGACUUCAAGAGCCCAGAAUUUAGAGAUGGAAUAAACCGGCUGGCACAACAGCUAAACAUAACUGCGCACCCUGACCACCUCAUUACACUCAAAGCUAUAAGUAAACUUGUCAGCACCAGACUGUCAGCAGAAGCCAUACAAAAUCCUGGAGAAGUUAUCCAUCAAGGCAAAUCUUACCCCAUCUUUGAGGCCGAUUUGGGCUUUGAGACUGGAGAUUAUGUCCUUAAUAAUGCUGGAAAGGCAUUAAGGUUAAUUUACAUUCAUGACCUACGAGAACUUCAAACAAAAAUAAAUGAAUGCAUAGUAGCAGCUCAGAACAUAACGGCAAAUCCCAAGACUGACACCAAGCUGGGAAAAGUGGGACGUUAAUACAAACACUUAAGAAUUUGGCCAGACUAUACCCGAGUAAUCCGACAUAUUCGUAUUUACUUCCCAUGUCAGUGGAGAGUUUUUACUAAGAGAUAUGUUCAUAGAUACAGUAUAGUGUGUAGAGAAAUAGUUAGUUUGACAAAAGUGACAAAAUGCUGUUUGAUAAAACAGCAAUAGUGUCCAAUGCUGUUUGACAAAAGUGACCAGGUUUGUUGAACCAGCCAGAGAAAUCUAUGAUACAAUUAUCUAAUAGUAAAAACUACUUUUGGCAUGAUGUGCUUGAUGGCAUUCCCUAGUCGUUACAUAUACAAGUAUGUUGCUACAUCUAAUUUAUUUUUUCUGUUGACCUAACCGUUAGUGAUAAACUCUCAUGCCAAAUACAUACUAAUAAACACCCUGCAGCUAAGUUUGGGGUUUCACAUGACAACUCCACCAGUGCUAAAAUGAGUUAAUGUUCAACAUUAAUAAUGCUCAAAUUUUGUAAGGAAAUAAUAUCCUAUUGUUUAAAACCUGUAUACACAUCACGUUGAACAAUGUAACCAAACUUUUCUUUUUUUCUUUUUACUCAUAUUCAGUAAAUUUCUGUGAUAUGACAAAAACCCUGAAGACUAUAAUUCUGGGAAGUGUUCAGUGGAGUGUAUUUCUUAUAUAGCCAAUGUUAUUAUGAACAUGUCUGUGCCUGCCUGAUUGUUUAUGCAGUAAUUCAUAAGGACUUUAAAAAUAAAACAUAUUCAGUA
Molecule: messenger RNA, 1604 nt
Organism: Procambarus clarkii (red swamp crayfish)
Lineage: Eukaryota; Metazoa; Arthropoda; Malacostraca; Decapoda; Cambaridae
Product: RNA transcription, translation and transport factor protein
Biological process (GO): tRNA splicing, via endonucleolytic cleavage and ligation
Cellular component (GO): tRNA-splicing ligase complex
Molecular function (GO): RNA binding
Source: RefSeq, a predicted model, not a curated record